AUUAAGAAGAACCAAUCUUGUCUCAUUGAAGAAACCUGGCAGGGGCAGUCCUUUCAGUGGAUGUAACUUAAUUUAACAAAGUCAAAUGUCACUGAGCCCAUCUCUUUAAUUUGCAUGUAAUGUGAAUUAUUGUCAAAUAGAUCAGACUUUUACCACCUCUUCAACCUGGCAACUUUCAUGAUGUCGUACACAUAACUGAUAACCAAAAGAUGGAGCUGUUGAACCACUGACCAGCUCCAGACCUGCCAUGUGAAUUCCUGCUAUCGUUAUGAAAAUUUUAUCUAAGAUAUAUAAUUUUCAGAUUGGAUACAUGAUAUUUUUUUUGCUGUGUUUGCCUCGUCCCUUCUUAAAAACAUUAAAACACAUAUUUUUCCCAUUAUAGUUAAAUUUCCAGGGCUUAUAAUAUGUCCGUAUACAUGUAUGAAUUUAUAGUGACCAAAUUUAAUGACCUCCUAGUCCUAUGUUACUGUGACAUUUGUGUGUAUGUGUCUGUUAUCUUAUUGAUUUAUUGUAGAUUUACAAAAACACUCCAUCACAGAUUGCUUGAAUUACUGUAAAGCACAUAGACUGACACAACAGAUUGACAGCGGCUCCAAUAAAGGUAAGGUAAGGUGGGGGGGUCUGUAAAGCUCCAUACUCCAUGAUCAGGUCACCGGGUGGUUCACAGAGCUUAAUUCACCCUAAUAGGAUUACCUGUCACAAGCCGGGAUGCCCAGGCGGCAUCACAGCUUGUGACACUAUUCACAGCAAGGGCCGGGAACACACUAUUUACGGCUAUGUUUGUCAUGGUUGUUUGCUAAAUUUAGUGUCUUUAAUUUCCAGUAGUCAGACUAUCUAUGGGGUGGUGCGUUGAAAUUUAAAUGGUGUAGCGUCAGUCUUGUCUAAUGGGGCUGCUGGAUAAACUGUCGGGCUGGCUCGGCCUGAGGAAGAAAGAGGUCAAUGUUUUGUGUUUGGGACUGGACAACAGUGGCAAAACUACCAUCAUCAACCAACUCAAACCAGCUAAUCAUUCGAAUCAUUUAGGCCCACUGUCAGAAGAGUGGAAACAUGCUAGUCAGACACAGGCACAAGAAAUAGUCCCAACAAUUGGCUUCAACAUUGAAAAGUUCAAGAGUUCAAGCCUGUCUUUUACAGUCUUUGAUAUGUCUGGGCAGAGCAGAUAUAGAAACCUAUGGGAGCAUUACUACAAAGAAAGCCAUGCUAUCAUAUUUGUCAUUGACAGCGGUGACAAACUGCGAAUGGUUGUUGCCAAAGAGGAGCUCGAUACUCUUCUCAAUCACGAAGAUAUCCGCUGCAAAAAGAUACCAGUAUUGUUCUUUGCUAACAAGAUGGAUCUGCGGGAUGCCAUGUCUUCUGUCAAGGUCUCACAGAUGUUGUGUUUGGAGAACAUCAAAGAUAAACCCUGGCACAUCUGUGCCAGCAAUGCUAUCAAAGGAGAGGGCCUACAGGAAGGGUUGGACUGGCUUCAAGAGCAAAUUGCACAAUCAUAUCAAAACAAUGAACACAUGAAUGACUGAAAAGCCUGUAACCAUGGACGCGAUGUGGAUGUGGUAACUGGACCCCAUUCACCACCUGGAGUAUUCGUCACACUUGAUGUUGUAGGCCUUAAACUUCAAUGUCAAAUAGCCUAGUAGUUCCUGUGCGUGCUACGACUUUGACACCAAAAAUCCUGCUAAUAGUAUAAUUUGUAUAUGACUACUCUGUAAAAUGAUUAUCUAAAGCGCCCACUAAUAGUUAGUUACCUAUGUUAUACAUCAUUACUGACACAAAUGUGAAUGCAGUCUGAAUAAAACACUGUAAGCUGAAAAUAUCCUUAAUUCUGUUUCUGUAUGCAGUAACAUUUAAACAUUUUUAUUUGAAGCAGCUUCUUUUUUAUUCCAUGACACAUGCUUUAAUUUAAUACAUUUUAUCAACUGAACUUUUUUUGGAAAUGCUGUCAGUGCUGAAUAUUGUGCUACCUGGAGGAUAAUAAAAGCCUGUUUGCUGAGUG
Molecule: messenger RNA, 1990 nt
Organism: Siniperca chuatsi (mandarin fish)
Lineage: Eukaryota; Metazoa; Chordata; Actinopteri; Centrarchiformes; Sinipercidae
Product: ADP-ribosylation factor-like protein 6
Exons: 9
Coding region: 885-1517 (210 amino acids)
Biological process (GO): intracellular protein transport; cilium assembly; protein localization to cilium
Cellular component (GO): cytoplasm; axoneme
Molecular function (GO): GTPase activity; GTP binding
Source: RefSeq, a predicted model, not a curated record